AUGUCUUCUAUCCACCAAAAAUUUCAAGAAAUCAAUCUCGGAGCGGAUGAUGCACCAAUUGCUCUCCCUCAGGCGAUGUGUAUUCAGGCGGCUGAGGCGAAUCGCUAUGUGAUAAUUGGGGUUCUGGUUAAUCCGCGUAAACACAAUAUGCGAGCCCUAAUUAAUCAGAUGCCCCGACUUUGGGGUUUGGGAUCUCAAGUGGUUAGGCGUGUUAUCUCUCCGUCAACUUUUCAGUUUGUAUUCAAGUCCGAAGAGGCGGUUCAGAUGGUUCUCCAGCGUGGGCCUUGGUCCUUCAGCGAGUGGAUGCUGGUUACUCGGCGUUGGUUCCCCAACAUCUCUGACGAGGAAUUAAAAACAAUCACUUUCUGGAUCCAGAUUAGAGGGAUUCCGGCACAAUUCCUCAAUCGCGAGACGGUUGACUUCAUUGGAGAUAAAAUCGGGCAGAUGGUUGAUACAGAUUUCAAUGAAGAUGUCAAUCUCACAGACUGUGUUUGA
Eutrema salsugineum is the source of this 495-nucleotide messenger RNA. RefSeq lists its product as uncharacterized. The record is from RefSeq and is a predicted model, not a curated record. Lineage: Eukaryota; Viridiplantae; Streptophyta; Magnoliopsida; Brassicales; Brassicaceae. The coding region runs from base 1 to 495 and encodes 164 amino acids. The transcript has a single exon.